Molecule: messenger RNA, 2433 nt
Organism: Caenorhabditis remanei
Lineage: Eukaryota; Metazoa; Nematoda; Chromadorea; Rhabditida; Rhabditidae
Exons: 8
Coding region: 1-2433 (810 amino acids)
Biological process (GO): cell adhesion mediated by integrin; cell migration; integrin-mediated signaling pathway
Cellular component (GO): focal adhesion; cell surface; integrin complex
Molecular function (GO): integrin binding
Source: RefSeq, a predicted model, not a curated record
AUGCCACCUUCAACAUCUCUGCUGCUCUUUGCAGCUCUCCUAAUCCCUCUCGCCCUGGCAGCUGGCGAUUGGAAAACUGGCGAAGUCACCGGAAAAGUUGUCGAAAAGUCCGAAUUCCCAUGCUACAGUCUGUCACGUGACAAUUACACAUGCUCCGCCUGUAUUCAGUUCCAUGAGUCGUGCGCGUGGUGUGGUGCACCGAUGUUUGAUGAGAAGAAGCCAUACGCCCGAUGUGACAGCCGAUCGAAAUUAAUGGAACAUGGAUGUCCAGAUAGUUAUAUCGAGGAUCCAACUACCAAAUUGGAUAUUACGGAAGACAGUAAAUUAUCCGAUCAAGGAGAAGUUGAGUCCGAGGAAGAAGCUGUUCAAAUCAAGCCACAACAGAUGUAUGUCGAGAUUAGACCAAAAUCCCGUGUGCGUUUCAACGUGACCUACCGCCAAGCCGUCGACUAUCCAGUCGAUCUUUACUACUUGAUGGAUUUGUCCUAUUCCAUGAAAGACGACAAACAGAAGCUCUCCGAGUUGGGAGAUUUAUUGGCUGAACGCAUGAGAACUGUCACCAAAAACUUCCGUCUUGGAUUCGGUUCCUUCAUUGACAAGAAGUUGAUGCCAUUCAUCGACCCAAGAAUCGAGAAACAACUGUCUCCAUGCCCAACUCCAUGUGCUGAACCAUAUGGAUUCAAGCAUCAAAUGUCGUUGACAACGAAUACGGCGAAGUUCAAGGCAGAGGUUGAUAAGGCUGAGAUUUCUGGAAACUUGGAUGCACCGGAAGGAGGAUUUGAUGCUGUUGUCCAGGCAUUGGCUUGUAAUAAAACCAUCGGAUGGCGUGAACGUGCUCGUAAAAUGAUCGUCUUCUCCACUGACGCCGGAUUCCAUUUCGCCGGAGACGGUCGUCUUGCAGGAGUCGUUGAGCCAAAUGACGGUUCAUGUCACUUGGAUAGAGAAGGAUACUACACUGAGACCCUCAACCAGGACUACCCCUCAAUUGCUCUUCUCCAUCAAAUGAUCAAGGACAGAAAGGCGAAUGUCAUCUUUGCCGUCACCAAAAACAACCAAGAUCUAUAUACUCAAUUGUCGAAUGCUCUUCCAGAUGUUUCGUCUUCUGUUGGAGUCUUGGCUAAUGACUCCAGAAAUAUUGUGGAUUUGAUUGAAAAGGAGUACUUGAAGAUUAGUGAGAAAAUUAUUAUGGUUGAUAAUGCAAAUGCUUCGGAGGGACUCAAAUUGACCUACAGAUCCAUGUGCCUUGACGGAACCACACUGAAAGAUACCAAUGUCUGUGAGGGAAUCCGAGUUGGAGACGAGGUUCAAUUCGAAGUCACUCUCGAAAACACGCAUUGUAUCGAUAAACGUGACUUUGUCCUCCGUAUCGGACCAUCUGGAUUAGAUGAGACACUGAUUGUCAACGUGAAAGUACUUUGUGAUUGUGACUGUGAACGACAAGACAGAAUAGUGACGAAUGCUGCAGAGUGUCACGGAGGAGAUAUGGUUUGUGGAGUGUGUCGAUGCAAGGGAGGAAAUGUUGGAAAGUAUUGUGAAUGUAAUCGACCUGGAAUGUCGACGGCUGCGUUGAAUGAGAAGUGCAAGAGAACCAACGAAUCCGCUAUCUGUGAGGGUCGUGGAGUCUGUAACUGUGGUCGAUGCGAAUGCAAUCCACGUGCCAACCCAGAAGAGCAAAUUUCCGGAGAAUUCUGCGAGUGUGACAACUUCAAUUGCCCACGUCACGACCGUAAGAUCUGUGCGGAACACGGAGAAUGCAACUGUGGAAAGUGUAUUUGCGCCCCAGGAUGGACUGGAAGAUCAUGCGAAUGCCCGAUCUCCACGGACUCCUGCCUCUCAGCCAACGGAAAAAUCUGCAACGGAAAAGGAGAAUGUAUCUGUGGACGGUGUCGUUGCUUCGACUCUCCAGAUGGUAACAGAUAUUCUGGUGCCAAGUGUGAGAUCUGCCCAACUUGUCCAACAAAGUGUGUCGAGUACAAGAAUUGUGUGAUGUGUCAGCAAUGGCAAACCGGACCACAUAAUGAGACAGAAUGCGACAAGUGUGAAUUCAAGGCGAUUCCAGUGGACGAGCUUCCAACACUCAACGAAACAACACCUUGCCAAUUCGUGGACCCUGCCGAUGAUUGCACAUUCUACUACCUCUACUAUUAUGAUGAGGCCACCGACAACGCGACAGUCUGGGUGAGAAGACACAAAGACUGUCCUCCACCAGUUCCAGUCCUUGCCAUCGUCUUGGGUGUCAUCGCCGGAAUUGUCAUCCUCGGAAUUCUUCUCUUGUUGCUCUGGAAACUUCUUACUGUACUUCAUGACAGAGCAGAGUUUGCCAAGUUUAAUAACGAUAAACUCUUGGCCAAGUGGGAUACGAACGAGAACCCAAUCUACAAGCAAGCCACGACAACAACCAAUAAUCCAUUGUACGCUAAAAAAGCUCAUUAA